Brachypodium distachyon (stiff brome) is the source of this 1025-nucleotide messenger RNA. RefSeq names its product glutathione S-transferase F10. Lineage: Eukaryota; Viridiplantae; Streptophyta; Magnoliopsida; Poales; Poaceae. Gene Ontology annotation, cellular component: cytoplasm. The transcript has 2 exons. The record is from RefSeq and is a predicted model, not a curated record. The coding region runs from base 116 to 889 and encodes 257 amino acids. Gene Ontology annotation, molecular function: glutathione transferase activity; glutathione binding.
UCAGGGGAACGACCCUGAUCAGAACCACAUCGGCCGGUCUGCACACAAUCGUCGGCAAGUUAAUCUCAAGUUCUCAAAUCGCAAUCUCUCCAAGUAAGUAAGUACGUAAGCGACGAUGCCGGGAGCCGUGAAGGUGUUCGGUUCGCCGACGUCGUCGGAGGUGGCCCGGGUCCUGGCGUGCCUGUUCGAGAAGGAUGUGGAGUUCCAGCUCAUCCGGGUCGACUCGUUCCGCGGCCCCCGGCGUAUGCCCCAGUACCUCAAGCUCCAGCCCCACGGCGAGGCGCUCACCUUCGAGGACGCCAACGUCACCCUCGUCGAGUCGAGGAAGAUUCUGAGGCACGUGGCGGACAAGUACAAGAUGCAGGGGAACCCGGACCUGAUCGGGACGGGGGCGCUGGAGCGGUCGUCCAUCGAGCAGUGGCUGCAGACGGAGGCGCAGAGCUUCGACAUGCCCAGCGCCGACCUCGUGUACAGCCUCGGCUUCCUCCCGCUCACCACCCCCACCGCCGCGCCCCUCGACGCCAGCAGGGCCAGCAACGCAAGGCAGCAGCGGCAGGAGGCGAUGAUGAUGAUGAGCCCGGCGCACGCGGAGAAGGUGGAGGAGAUGCGGCAGCUGUACGAGAAGAGCGGGAGGGAGCUGGGCAAGGUGCUGGACAUCUACGACCAGCGGCUGGAGGAGGCCGAGUACCUGGCCGGGGACAAGUUCACGCUCGCCGACCUCUCCCACAUGCCCAACGCCGACCGCCUUGCCGCCGACCCGCGCUCCCUCCGCCUCAUCCGCUCGCGCAGGAACGUCAGCCGCUGGUGGGACGACAUCUCCGCCCGCGAGUCAUGGCUCUACGUCAAGAGCCUCCAGCGCCCGCCCUCCGCCUCCGAGCCGCUCUUCUGAUCUCUCCUCGCGGGAUCGAGGGGGUUGUUCACUUGCUUGCCCCAUGCAUCAUACUACGUUUCAUGCAUGCGCCCGCCAGUUCUUCUGUUAAUUCCAUUCAUGUGCUCCACAUCCGGCUUGAUUUAUAUACUAUGUA